AUGGCAGAACCAAAACACGAAGCCGAGACCAUCGAGGUGCUCGAUGCACCUCCAUCUUUGUCCCCGGAUCACAAUGCAGAGGUCCUAGGCCGCGACUUUACGCAAGCAGAAUCGGACCUGCCCGCGGGUUACUUUACGAGCGCGAAGUUCCUGGGCUCAAUGUUUGCUAUUGGCGCAAGCUUUGGUUGCGGCGUGGGCGGCUUUGGGCUCGCAGCGCCGGUGCUCUCCUUCAUCAACGCAGACAUUGGCCCUGACGCGAAUCUCAGCUGGGUCAGCCUCGCGUAUCUUCUUACCAACUCAGUCGGGCUGAUGCUCGUAGGGAGAUUGAGUGAUCUUUUUGGCCGCCGCUGGUUCUUCAUUGGGGGAAAUGCACUCGCGACGGUCGGGUGUAUCGUUGCGGCUGUUGCGCCGAAUGUCCCUGCGCUCAUUGCAGCGGAGGUCCUUAUUGGACUUGGAGCUGCGAGCCAACUUUCCUAUGCUUUCGUCGUUGGUGAGCUUGUGCCCACGACACACAGAUUUAUCGCUCAGGCUUGGGUAUUCGCAUGGGCGAUCCCAUCCAGUGGCUUCGCACCAGCUAUUUCCUACGCGUUCGUGCAGUCAAAUGUCGGUUGGCGAGGCAUCUUCUACCUCCUCAUCGCUCUCAACGCUGCCACAACCCUCGCGUGGUUCUUCUUCUAUCAUCCACCUACAUUUCAUGAAAAGCACGUCUCCUCGCGCAAAUCCGCAUUCCUCGCCGACUUCGACUAUAUUGGCACCCUCCUCUUCACACUCGGCCUGUUGCUCUUCCUCAUGGGCCUGUCCUGGGGCGGCACCCUGCACCCCUGGGCUUCAGCACACGUCAUUGCGACCAUUGUCAUCGGCUUUGCCUCGCUCGCAGGGUUCUUCUUCUACGAAGCCUACGCAAGGCUCAAGGAACCACUGCUUCCGAUGCACCUGCUGAAGAACGUGCCCUGGGAUGUGACAGUCCUGCUUUGGGCGCUCGGUGCAGCAGUGUACUAUGCCCUUGCCAUCAUCUGGCCGAGCAUGGUCGCUACACUUUAUUCGCAGGGACAUGGCUUCAUGUGGGGUGGCUGGAUGGGAUGCAUUUCCAACUCGGGCAUCUUGUUUGGGGAGUUUGUCGGUGCGUUUUUCAAGCGGAGGACUGACGUGCAGAUCAAGGUCGUGUUUUUCAUUGGAAGCGUGUUUCUCGCUGCAAUGGCUGCAAGCACCCCCGACACGCCUAUCAUGGCCGCUGUCUUCGUCUUUCUCGCCGCCGCCUUCAUCGGCUGGAACGAGAUCCUCAACUCCACAGUCGCGACUAUCAUCAUCGCCGACCAGCGUGAGAUCGGCACAGCCACGGGCAUUGCGGGCUCGGCGCGCUCGUUCAUCUCGACGGUCUGCUCGACUGUAUACACCGUCAUUCUCUCCAACCGCCUUGCUACCACAAUCCCCAGAGGCGUCCCUCCCGCCCUCCUUGCUGCUGGCUUGCCCGCGUCCAGUGUUCCUUCCUUCUUAUCCGCGCUGACGCUCGGCACACCCGCGGCCUGGGCCAGCGUCCCUGGGCUCUCCAGCGCCAUUCAAGCGGCUGGGGUCCGCGCGUACCAGGAAGCCAAUGCUGAGGCAUACAAGACAGUGUUCCUGAGUACGAUUGGUUUCUGCGCGGUGGGUAUCGUGAGUAGUUUCUGGACGCCGAAUGUGGAUGCUCUGUUGACGAGGGAUGUGGUGGUCCAAUUGGGUGGGGUGAUGGAGAAAGAGGAACAGGGGAACGUGUAGGCGGGGCGCGGCUGGUGGAGGGGGAAGUGGGAGAGGAGUUUCAUUGAACUUUUUGUUGACCUAUUGGAUGUAAAGGUUACCGGGGGACGGCAGUAGAAUACAGGAAUAAUCCGCAGCUUCUUGCAGCAAUGCUGAAUCAAUGCGUGGCAAGGGUUGUUUUGUUCUAUACCUGUCUACACAAGGUCGUCACGCUGUUGAUGUGAGUCGCUGCUAGUUGCCAUGCAGCGCUG
This is a messenger RNA of Paraphaeosphaeria sporulosa, 1982 nucleotides long. Its product is annotated as MFS general substrate transporter. Gene Ontology annotation, cellular component: membrane. The record is from RefSeq and is a predicted model, not a curated record. Lineage: Eukaryota; Fungi; Ascomycota; Dothideomycetes; Pleosporales; Didymosphaeriaceae. Gene Ontology annotation, molecular function: transmembrane transporter activity. Gene Ontology annotation, biological process: transmembrane transport. The coding region runs from base 1 to 1752 and encodes 583 amino acids. The transcript has 8 exons.